Molecule: messenger RNA, 285 nt
Organism: Lodderomyces margitis
Lineage: Eukaryota; Fungi; Ascomycota; Pichiomycetes; Serinales; Debaryomycetaceae
Exons: 1
Coding region: 1-285 (94 amino acids)
Source: RefSeq, a predicted model, not a curated record
AUGCAUGACCUGACCAUGUCGUUUUUGAUUGACGAAAAGAUGCUAAAUAUGGUGAGAGAUCGGGAUGUGAUUGUUGAGUUGAUUGAUUUUAUAAUCGAUGAUUUGAAUUUACUGAAUGUGAAUAUUUUGCUCAAACGAAGUGAUACUUUACAAGUGAAGCAGGUCUUACAAUUUAUGCAUUCAUUAUUUGUUUGUCAGUUGAUUCCCGAUUUACUGCUAUUUUCCAUCAAUACUACUGAAACUUUUGAUCCAUAUGAGUGGAUUGGAUUGAGUUGUGAAUUAUAG